GAUACUAAAAUCACUUCAAACUCUUUACGGGGGGCCAUGUGCCGGCGCACGUGAUGUGCCCAGAGGAAGUGCAGGUGUAGGGGAUUGUGGUGGUUGGUUUUUGUCAGCAAAAUGGGAGUAUGUAGAACAUGCACUUCUGUAGGCACAUCCAGUACCGGUGAAUUUGAUAGAUAGAUAGAUAGAUAGAUAGAUAGAUAGAUAGAUGAGAGAGAGAGAGAGAGAGAGAGAGAGAGAGAGAGAGAGAGAGAGAGAGAGAGAGAGAGCAUUGUUUUUGAAAUUGGUAGUGGCUGUGGUAGUGGCUGUGGGUAGUCUCGUGGACACAGCAUUUUUUUCAGUGUAGCGACUCGGGAAGGGUGUAUUAAGGUGGUGUGGUGUCAAAGGGAGAGAGUGUGUGUGGGUAUUAGAUAUCUCCUGAAAUUUGUGCAGCGGGGGGAAGCAGUCUCCAAAAAAGUUUCGUUUCUUUUUUCCUUGCCCUGUUUUGCCCAUUUCCACAUCUUUAACAGACCCCUUGAUUUGUGGACUAUUUCUUGAAAGUAAAGGUUGAAUAAGUAG
Molecule: messenger RNA, 552 nt
Organism: Chara braunii
Lineage: Eukaryota; Viridiplantae; Streptophyta; Charophyceae; Charales; Characeae
Source: the annotation of a GenBank genome assembly